Messenger RNA from Alternaria burnsii, 1077 nucleotides. RefSeq names its product 2-nitropropane dioxygenase precursor. Gene Ontology annotation, molecular function: nitronate monooxygenase activity. The record is from RefSeq and is a predicted model, not a curated record. The transcript has a single exon. NCBI's taxonomy places the organism in Eukaryota, Fungi, Ascomycota, Dothideomycetes, Pleosporales, Pleosporaceae. The coding region runs from base 1 to 1077 and encodes 358 amino acids.
AUGACUUCAGGCAGGAUGCGCACGAAGCUUACCAAUGCCUUCCCUUGGAUCGCCUCUCCUUUCAUCGUCGGCGCACCAAUGCGCGUCAUGGCUGGUCCCCGCUUAGCUCUUGAAGUGUCCAAAGCUGGUGGUUUAGGUUUCAUUGGCCCCGGUGCUAAGCCUGAAGAUACAGCUAAAGAUCUUAAAACGGUACGCGAAAUGCUGAGCGAGACUCCAAGGUCUUUCUUUCCAGACUCAUAUCAAUGUGGGAAGACACUGCCGCUGGGUGUAGGAUUCCAGCUCUGGAACGGAGAUCUUCAGUCAGCAACCAAAGCAGUAGGAGAGUAUCAUCCUUGCGCUGCAUGGCUGUUCGCUCCUCGAAGGGGACAAGACGAGCUGGACGAAUGGACAGCCAGCCUUCGUGAGGCGUCGCCUGGUAUUCACAUAUGGAUCCAGACUGGUACCCUGAAAGAGAGUGUAGAGGCUGCGAAUAGCGCUCACCAACCAGACGUACUGGUGAUCCAAGGUGUGGAAGCCGGUGGUCAUGGAAGGGCAAUAGACGGCAUGGGCAUCAUGACUCUCUUCCCCGAAGUCGCAGAUCAAGUUCGCGAUUCAAGAAUAUCAUUGAUAGCCGCUGGAGGAAUCGCUGAUGGCCGCGGUAUCGCUGCUGCACUUGCUCUUGGAUCUCAUGGCGUGGCUAUGGGUACACGCUUCCUCGCAUCUACCGAAGCCCGCAUCAGCAAAGGCUAUCAGAACGAAGUUGUACGCGCUACGGACGGUGCUCAAAGCACGACCAAAACGAUGCUGUACAACCAUCUACGAGGCACUAUGGGCUGGCCCGAGCAGUAUAGCCCCCGCGGCAUUACGAAUAAAAGCUGGCAUGAUCACCAAGCGGGUGUCUCGUUUGAGGAGCUGAAGAAACUUCAUGACGAAGCUGAGAAGUCGGGAGAUGCUGGGUGGGGACCAGAGGGAAGACUAGCUACAUAUGCCGGGGCUGCAGUCGGCCUGGUGCAUAGUGUCGAGGAUGCUGGAAGUCUGGUGAAGCGCCUGCAAGACGAGGCAAGAGCAAUUAUCGGAAGUCUGCAUGAGAUUUUAUAA